Messenger RNA from Dama dama (fallow deer), 1030 nucleotides. RefSeq names its product tRNA methyltransferase activator subunit 11-2 (gene TRMT112). NCBI's taxonomy places the organism in Eukaryota, Metazoa, Chordata, Mammalia, Artiodactyla, Cervidae. The coding region runs from base 367 to 858 and encodes 163 amino acids. Gene Ontology annotation, molecular function: protein heterodimerization activity. Gene Ontology annotation, biological process: peptidyl-glutamine methylation; tRNA methylation; rRNA (guanine-N7)-methylation. The record is from RefSeq and is a predicted model, not a curated record. The transcript is spliced from 5 exons.
AGGGGCAGGGCAGCAAGGGCGGGGUGGGGGUGCCCACAGAGGGCUGAGUAGCCCUGCCUGGUACCGUGGAGCCAGGGUUGACACCCAGCAGGGAAGUCCACCGCUGUCAGAGCUUCCAAAGUUCCCUUUCCUGCGACCACCUGGUUACCCCACAUCCUCCAAGUUUCAAGGUGGCCCUAUUCCUCUUAAGGGCCAGUUGGUGACCACAGAAAAAAGGAGAGACGGCCUCUCUGGCUGUCGCAAGAGAUUGCGUAAACAAGCUGAAUUACAGGAAAGAAGUGGGACAGAGCGGCAGGAGGAGGCCCUGACAACCCGGAGGGAGAGGACGCUGGGCACGGCUGAGUGUGCCACGUUCAAGACGAGAAAAUGGGAGGGCAGCAGAAGGUUGGGGAGCAGGGUGCAGGUCCCUACAUCCAGCAGCACUUGAGGUUUAGCUCAGCCAACACCACUAGGCCUGCGCCGUCCGAGAUACUUCCAGGAGCAGCGCGCAAUACCAACCGACCUCGGCGCCGGCUAGCACCGGAAGUCCAGGAGGUUCGCCGUUUCCGCUCCUCCCAGGCCACGGAGGUCCGCAUCAACCCUGUGGAGUUCAACCCCGACUUCAUAGCGCGUAUGAUACCCAAAGUGGAGUGGGCGGCGCUUCUGGAGGCUGCGGACACACUGCAUCUCAUCGAGGUGCCUAAAGAGCCGAUUCAGGGAUAUGAGCAUAACGAGGAAUUUCUGAGAAAGAUGCACCACGUGCUGCUGGAGGUGGAGGUCUUGGAGGGCACCCUGCAAUGCCCAGAGUCGGGACGUCUGUUCCCCAUUAGCCGUGGGAUCCCCAAUAUGCUGCUGAGUGAUGAGGAAACUGAGACAUAAACUGUGCCAGGCGCCGGUUUUUCACUCUGUGUGAAUCUUUGUUUACACGUUAUCUUGUUUGUUAGUCCUAUCCUGUGUAUCCCUAACCCUUGACCCAGUGACACACCACACACAGUGUUUUUGAGCUCGAUAUUAUAUAUUUUUUUUUCUCAUUAAAGGUUCAAAACCAAAA